AUGGCGCGACCAACUUCUGAUUCGAAGUCUAAGCCAUCCACAUAUUUGUUCUUUUACAAUACCAUCUCAGCCAUCCUUCGAACAGCGCUCUUGCUCAGAACGACAUAUCUGUGGUUAACCCAAGGCAAUUUGGCUGUGUGGGACGAACUCAACAUCAUAGCGCGAUGGACUGAGACUUUUACUGUCAUGGAAAUUAUCCAUGCUGUCACUGGUCUUGUCCGAGCAGCUCCCGCUACGACAGCGCUACAAGUCGCUGGUCGAAACACUAUUGUCUGGGCUAUUACGCGAAACUAUCCGGAAGUUGGCUAUAGGGAGACUGCGUAUAGUCUUAUGCUCAUGGCUUGGAAUGCGGCGGAUGCAAUCCGAUACUUUUACUUUACUCUUCAGACGGGGACGGGAUCUGUGCCAGCUGGUUUGACAUGGUUGAGAUACAACAUGUUCCUUGUUCUUUACCCCAUUGGUAUUCUCUCAGAGAUGAAGCUUGUGUACGAAGUCAUCCAGCCAUCCCAAGCUCGGAACCCAGCGUAUCAGUAUCUGCUUUGGUUUGGAUUAGCCAUCUACGUUCCAGCAUUUUAUAUCCUCUUUGGGCAUAUGCUCUCUCAGAGGGCCAAGCUGAACCGCACCAACCUCAAGAAACAGAUCUGAUAUUGGGCCAAUAAGUCUCGACUGAAAACUGAAUCAAAAGGUGUGGAUCCUGUUUCUUAGAGCUUGCGAAUUUUAUGCAAUCUUGCUAUCGGAUUCUGCCAGUAUUAGACUAGCCUGUCAUGGAUGGCGGUUAAACUGGUUAUAGCUUCAAAUGUGUUGGUUCUGCGAAAUCUAAGCGCGCGGUAACAACGAACCAAUUAGACACUACAUAUCCAUGCAUAGAAAAGGGG
Fusarium verticillioides 7600 is the source of this 875-nucleotide messenger RNA. RefSeq lists its product as hypothetical. Gene Ontology annotation, biological process: very long-chain fatty acid biosynthetic process; fatty acid elongation; sphingolipid biosynthetic process. Gene Ontology annotation, cellular component: endoplasmic reticulum membrane. Bases 1 to 645 code for a protein of 214 amino acids. The record is from RefSeq and is a predicted model, not a curated record. The transcript has 3 exons. Gene Ontology annotation, molecular function: 3-hydroxyacyl-CoA dehydratase activity. Lineage: Eukaryota; Fungi; Ascomycota; Sordariomycetes; Hypocreales; Nectriaceae.